This is a messenger RNA of Meriones unguiculatus (Mongolian gerbil), 7502 nucleotides long. RefSeq names its product SR-related CTD associated factor 11 (gene Scaf11). The record is from RefSeq and is a predicted model, not a curated record. Bases 271 to 4575 code for a protein of 1434 amino acids. The transcript has 15 exons. Gene Ontology annotation, biological process: spliceosomal complex assembly. Gene Ontology annotation, molecular function: RNA binding. Lineage: Eukaryota; Metazoa; Chordata; Mammalia; Rodentia; Muridae.
GAGGGACGCCGCCAGACACGGCGGGGGAGGGGAGCGGCGGUGGCGCAAGCGGCGGCGCGGAGCGGCGCUGCCCGGGUCCGCUGCUGCGUGGCUGCGUGCUCCCGACCCGGCCGGCCGAGCCCGCGGGCCCGCGCGCGCUUCCCAGCGGCCGCAGGAGUCCAUGGUGCGGAACUUCGCGGCGGACUGACGGGGGCCCCGGCCUCCUGCGCUGGCGCGGCCGCCGGAGCGACGCCUGGACCUCGGCCUCAGGAAACUUCUUCCCAAGGAGAGAUGAAGAAAAAAUCUGUAUAUAAUCAUAAUGUGGGUGAUCAGGAGUGUGAAGAUGUUGGAGGCGAAGAAAACCGAAAUAAUGCUGAUACCUCUGGCUUAUUGUAUAAUGAAGUGGACAGGUGUCCAAUAUGUCUUAGUUGCCUAUUAGGGAAGGAAGUUGGUUUUCCAGAAAAUUGUAGUCAUGUCUUCUGUAUGGCCUGUAUUCUUAAGUGGGCAGAGAUACUGGCUUUGUGUCCAAUUGACCGGAAACCUUUUCAGGCAGUGUUUGAACUCAGUGCUUUUGGAGGGUGUGCUGAGAUUCAAGUAAAAAGACAGUUGAGACAAAUAAAAGACAACAAAAAUGAAAGUUCUUUUAAGAAACAACUCUUUUUUCAUGAAAGUUCCAAAAACGACAAAAGAAAAAGAAACACCAUAAGAGAAGAUCUAUUGUGCGAAAAAUUUCAUAACUUGAAGGUGUUGUAUAGAAACUUUUCAAACAAUAAAAUGGGUGGAAAGAAAAAUGCCACAGUAAAGACAAAUAAGGUUCAAAGAACAAAUCAGUGUACAGAUCCUUGUAUCAGAAACGACAUGUCUGGUGUGUUUUCAUGUGGCAGCAACAGUGGGGGACCUCAAACCUAUAGAGCUUCCUGUACAGAAUCUAUAGAAGUCAGUGAAAUCAGUGCAUUGAUUAGGCAGAAACGACAGGAACUGGAGUUGUCCUGGUUUCCUAAUACAUUACCUGGAAUUGGAAGAGUUGGUUUUGUACCCUGGAGUGUUGAAACAACAGUCCUUCCUCUGAUCUCCUCUGUGUUGCCAACGACUAUUUUUCCAGCAAGUACUAUGUCAUUAGAAAAUUUUGGUCCUUCUCAUAAGGGAUGUGCAUUAGCACAUACCCAAGGAGGAGGAGAAAAAAAGCAGACUUCUGGCACAUCAAAUACCAGAGGAUCAAGACGAAAACCUACAACAACUGCUCCUACAAGGAGGUCCACACGAAACACAAAAGCUGAGACAGUCAGCCAGCCCCCGAAGUCCCCAGUGUCAAAUAAUUCUGAGUGUGAUGCCCCAGGGAAUAGUAAUUCCUCUGUCAGUAUUUCCCCUCCAGCUGAAUCAGAAAAGCAAACAAGGCAGGCUCCAAAAAGGAAGUCUGUAAGGAGAGGAAGAAAACUGCCUUUAUUGAAGAAGAAAGUUCGGAAAUGUGUGCCUGCUGAGAAAACAACAUCAAGUGACUCUGUAGAGGAAGAAAUGGCAGACUGCGACCCACCCACGUUGGAGAAAGAACAACAACAGCCCGGUGCAGCUUGUUCUGUUCAAACACACGGAGAAAAGCAUUUGGCUAAUUGCUUGGAAAGUUGCAGUGAGCAAACAGAAGAAAGUGAACAAACGAAGAAUCAUGACGUAGAGGAACAAGUAGAAUUUUUAAAUUUUGAAUCUUGCACUCAGGAGCCUCCUGUACUUGUUGGAGAGGAUACAGGGAUAGAGGCUGAGGAGUCAUGUGCAGCCCAUGAUAGUCCUACAGAUACUGCUGUAAAUGUAAGUAAUUCAUUAGAAAAUGAAGAGCAGGUGCCUGGAAGUUCAGAGCCAGUGGAACAGGCACUUGUGUGUACAGACAGCCCUCCUGAUGACUUUCUCUCCUGUUCACAUUCUGACAUUGAUGGGCACCAGCCAGUGUCCAGUCCCUUGGGUGAAACACCUGAAAAUACAGAGUCAGUGGUUAAUGAUGAGAAAAUAGAGGAGAGUCUCACAGUAGAAAGUACUGACUUGAAAGAGUCUGCAGUAAACAUAGAAGCAUUUGUAGAGAGCCCCAAAGUGGAAUCUUCUGAGGGUGAACUUACACACACACUGGACGGACACUGUGUUGCCAGCUCAGACACUGAGUUGCCUGAGCAUGUUCAAACCGAAAAUACAGGAAUAAUUCCAACAUGUGACACUUCAGAAAAUGAAAGUUCUGGUGCUAUUCAAGAUUGUGAAGACAAUUUAUUAAAACAUAAUCUUGACAACACCCAAUUGGACAAAGCCUCAGAAGAAAUGACAGGACCUCUACUUGAACAUCCCAAACCUGUAGAGUUAGCAAACACACAGACUGAACAGAGUGAGAAACAUUUUAGUGAAGAUAAUAAUGAAACAAUACCCAUGGAGUGUGAUUCCUUUUGCAGUGACCAGAAUGAGUCUGAAAUGGAAUCAUCUGCAAAUACUGACUCUAAACAACUAAGUGAAAAUUCUGUGACUCAGAGUUCUGACAACAAGCCAUCUUCUGAUCCUGCAUUUGCAAAGGUUGAAACUGUAGCUCAACCAGCUGAAAGCCUGGUAGAUAAAGCCACAAAGCCCCGUACUCGAAGAUCUAGAUUCCAUUCUCCAUCUACAACUUGGUCUCCCAACAAAGACGCUGCACAAGAAAAGAGGCGGGCUCAAUCUCCUUCGCCAAAAAGAGAGACUGUAUUAGAAAGCAAGAAUUCUCACUCACCAUCACCCAAGAGAGAGUCUGUCAGAGGACGGAGAAAAUCUCGUUCUCUCUCACCAAAAAAAGAUGUGGCAAGAGAAAGGAGGCAGUCUCGGUCUCCAAAGAGAGAGAAUGCUAGGGAAGCCAAAAGGUCUGAGUCACGAUCCCCAAGAAGAGACACUUCUAGAGAGAACCAGAGAUCUCAGUCCAGAGUGAAAGAUUCUUCCUCAAGAGAAAAAUCUAGGUCCCGCAGCCGAGAAAGAGAAGGCGAUAGAGAUGGGCAGAGGAGAGAUCGAGAUCGAGAGAGGAGAGCCAGAAGAUGGUCCCGGUCCAGAUCUCGCUCCCGAUCCCCAUCAAGAUUGAGAACCAAAAGUAAGAGUUCGUCGUUUGGUAGAAAUGAAAGAGAUAAUUACCCUCCUCGGUGGAAGGAAAGAUGGACAAAUGAUGGUUGGAGAUGUCCGCGAGGAAAUGACCGGUACCGAAGGAAUGACUCAGAGAAACAGAACGAAAAUACAAGAAAAGAAAAAAAUGACAUCUCUGCAGAUACUAAUGAUCCAAAUUCUACAGAUAAGCAUAGAAAUGACUGUCCUACUUGGGUAACAGAAAAAAUAAACUCUGGGCCAGAUCCAAGGACCAGAAAUCCAGAAAAAUUAAAAGAUUCUCAUUGGGAAGAAACUAGAAAUGAAAAUUCAGGGAAUUCUUGGACUAAAAACUUUGGCCCAGGCUGGAUGUCCAGCCGUGGUCGAGGAAGCCGUGGGAAAGGUGCUUACAGAGGUAACUUUGCCUACGGUGACCAGAGUGAGAACAGGUGGCAAAGCCGCACACCACUCUCAGGAAGUGACUCCUUCAAGUCUGUGGAGCAACAGCCCUCUAAGCGGAAAAGUGAGCAAGAGCCGUCAUUUGGCACGGCUGCAGACAGGUCAGGGUGGACAUCUGCAUCCAGUUGGGCUGUAAGAAAGACUCUGCCAGCAGAUGUGCAAAACUAUUAUUCUCGGCGCGGGCGGAAUUCUUCAGGUCCACAGUCUGGGUGGAUGAGACAAGAGGAGGAAACACCUGAACAGGACUCUAACUUAAAGGACCAAGCAAACCAAGUAGAUGGUUCUCAGCUACCUGUAAAUAUGAUGCAGCCACACAUGGGUGUAAUUCAGCCACCAGUGAAUGCCCAGCAUCAGCCUAUGGGGAUGUUCCCUUACCCAGUGGGCGUUCACGCCCCCUUGAUGAAUAUGCAGCGGAACCCAUUCACCAUGCACCCUCCACUGCCCCUGCAUCUCCACACAGGAGUGCCUCUCAUGCAGGUAGCUGCCCCUGCCAGUAUACCUCAGGGACCGCCACCACCACCCCCACCCCCGCCAUCCCAGCAGGUCAGCUACGUCGCCUCACAACCAGAUGGCAAACAAGUGCAGGGCCUUCCCAGUGCUUCUCAUGUAAGUAAUAACAUGACUGCACAAGUCUUGCCUGCUCCAUCAGCAGCCCCAGGAAACCCGGGAUCAGUUCAGGGACCAAGUUCUGGUAAUGCCUCGUCAUCCAGUCACGCCCAAGCCUCUAAUGCUGCUGUCAGAUUGGCAGAAAGCAAAGUAAGUGUCACAGUGGAAGCCAGCGCAGAUAGCUCGAAGACAGACAAGAAAUUGCAAAUUCAGGAGAAAGCUGCACAGGAGGUGAAACUGGCUAUUAAGCCAUUUUACCAAAAUAAAGACAUCACCAAGGAAGAAUACAAAGAGAUUGUGCGGAAGGCUGUGGACAAAGUUUGUCAUAGUAAGAGUGGAGAAGUAAAUUCUACUAAAGUGGCAAAUCUGGUUAAAGCCUAUGUAGACAAGUACAAGUAUUCACGGAAGGGGAGCCAGAAGAAAGCCCCGGAAGAACCUGUGUCUACCGAAAAAAACGUAGGCUGACUCAGGAGCGCUGUAAAAGACACUGUCAAGAAAUCUGCAAAGUGCAAUUCAACGUGUACCCUUACUGAAAAAUACACAACUGUGAUUGAAGUCUGGUUUUGAUAAAAUUAUUUUUUUUAUUGUAGGAUAUAAUGUUUUGUUCUAAAUAUAGCUGUGCACUGCAACUUCUAUAUCUAACCCCCACUCCCAAUAAAACAAAUUCAAGGGAAAUCAAGGGUGGAAUGGAAUGUGCAUUUUUAUCAGAAAUGUGCUCUGAUGUGGAUACUGAAAGAGGUAUAGCUUUGUAAGAGAACAGGAGUGCAUAAAUCAAACUUCUUAUAAGUGCUGGUUUUGGAAGACAUAUCUAUAUCUAUGUAUAAUACAUUUGCUCUGUCUGUCUGUCUGACAAAGUAUCUUUAUGACCUUCCCCCUUUUGACUGUAGAAGUUUAAGCAAUGUAUUGCCAUUAAAUAUUUCUGAUAUUAAUAGAACAUGGCAAGUGCAGGUCCCUAAUGUAUAUUUUUGAAGCACAUUGCUUAGAUAGAAAGCAAGUUGUCAUGAGUAAGAAUUAGCUUCAAACCUGCAGGUGCUCCUCACCUGUUGUAUCACAGAAAAAGGUCACACUGUGUGUGUUGCUCUUGUGCUCUUCUCUCUCAAUCUAGGAAAAAAAAAAAUAGUAGUUUGAUUUGCUACAUCACAACUUUGCCAGUUCAAAGCUUUGUUGAAUUUAGAAGACCAAUUUCGGAAAAGGCUAGCUUUUCAAAAACUAUAUUCUUUCAUUAGACUGUCUAUUUGUCCAUGAAGGUAAAUUAUUUGUGCCAAUUGGAGAUUUGCUAGUAAGUGGUGACCUACCUUUUUUGGAGACUAAGAUUCAAUACAAGACCUAAUUUCCCGGCUUCAGGUUGUUACUCAUCUGUGGUAGUAUCAUAGUGAAAUUCUCGCACUUCAGAAGUUGCCUAAUGGUUUACAGUAAAGAAAGUUUUAAUUUGGUGAUUGGUAGCCAAGCUGCAGAAUCUAGGUAUUAUAAUGUGUCUGACAGAAGCAGAGAAAAACUAAGUAAUGAUAUUUUUGCUUAGGUUAUCAGGGACUAGAGGGUUAUUUUGUUUUGUUUUGUUUUGUUUUUGUUUUUGUUUUUUAGCACUGAGAUACAUAAAUGUUUAUGAAAGGUAAAUUCAGAGUGCUUAUGGCACUUAUAUUCUUUGGCAUCUAGAAAGGAAACUUCUUUAGGAUAAGCUGAUUCCAGUUACAAUUUUCAGUACCCAUGAAAUAGCUGAAAAGGCGAUUCAAUAAAAUUGCAAUGGGUUAGGAUGUACACACGCUCAGUGAGGCCGACCCAUUCACUAACUUAGCAAGAGCAGAGCUCUGUGGGAGCUAGUGUUUCUAGAUACAGGCAGCCUGCUUCUCAGUUCUCAGUUCUGCAUCUAGCUUUGACAGAUAGAGUAAUUUUGAGAUUUUUUUUAACCUCAUAGUGAUUGCACUACAUAGGUAAUCAGCUUUGUUAGGUUAUGAUUACAGUCCUAAAAUAUUUUCAAACAGUUUUUAUUUUCAUUUCUACAUUUCUGGGCAUUUAUGAUGCAGUGUCUUACAGAAAUUUUUAGUUAAAGUGUGUUUGGGUUAAUCAUGUCAGAAGUUUGGAAGAGAAUUUCAAAUACCAGUGGCACACCUUGUUCCUUUCAGUACAGGAUCCCAUGAACAGUGGUCUAAACUUGUGGUCCUGCUUUUAGCUUGUAUGGCAGAGAUACUUCUGUGCUCAUCAGUAAUGCAGCGUGUGCUGUCCUGGCAUUGUUUCCGCUGACUCCUGGGGAGUAGAGGACAUUUUAAAAUUUGUUGUAUACCAUUUGUCUCUUUCAAAACAAGUUUAAAAGAAAAAGGUGAUGAGUGAGGUGUUAAGGUCUCAUGUCUUUGGAUGAACUGCACUAUUCUUGAAAGUAAACGUGUGUGCUCCGUAUCUGGUAGGGUACUGGUUAGAGCGCGUCAGAAUAGUUAAUGAACAUUAACUAUUCUCAUAUAUUCUAGUAUUAGGAUAUAUUCUAACUGGAUUAGAAUAUACACUUUUAAAGAAUGAGUUAGAAAAUGCAUGCUUUGUGUUAAGAAAUAGCAUUGCUUUUACAUUCUUGCUUUUUCUUUUUAUCAAAAGUUCACAUAAGUUGCAUGUGUAAGUUUAUGGAGUUGUAGGUUCCUCUUGCUCGGGACUUGGUAUUGAUUCGACCUUUGGAACCGUGGGCCCUUUACCCUGCUAGUCACGUUGAUUGGUAUUCCAGGCUGUAGAAAUGCCCAGUAGUAGUUACUCAUUAUUUUAACAUUCCAGAGGUUUUGUAGUUGUUUGUUGCUGGUAGCAACCACCACAUCUUCUCCAUUACCUGCCUUUAAGUGCCAUGCUGUGUCCUGCCGACCGUUCCACCCAAAGACAUGUGGCCUCAGAAGCAUAGUGGCUACCUUGAGUUUGAGACGUUGAAGUAUGAGUUGCAGUGCUGUCUGCUGAAACAACACUCUGAAAGAAUCAGAUUGUGGUCUGUAAUAUAUCCUAAUAAAUUUUUUUGCUAAACAAAUUAGUGUCUUUAAAUUUUUAUUAAGUUUUUUGGGAAAUGAUGUCUUUUAUAUCAUUUAAACCAUUUCCAAAUGUGUUGAAUUAUUUCUUGGAUUUUUACCAAAGUAAUGAGCAUCAUGAUUACAUUAAUAUCCAGGCAAUAAGACAAGGUCAGAGUUAGCUAUACGCAUAUAUUUUAAUAGUAGUUUUCAUAAUUAUGUAAUCACUGUAGGAAAUUUAAAACAUUUAAUAAUUACUAAAGAUGGAAGAGACUGGGAAGCAAAGGAAAAAAAAUCACUUGUAAUUUUACCAAAGUUAACUUUUAAGGCUGGCUACAAUGCACAUUGCUAUGUUAUAACCUAUUCUUUACAAUUAAUGUACUGAGAAAUUCCAUUUUAAUAAAAAUUAAUUUCACAGCAUGA